Molecule: messenger RNA, 4902 nt
Organism: Lingula anatina
Lineage: Eukaryota; Metazoa; Brachiopoda; Lingulata; Lingulida; Lingulidae
Biological process (GO): positive regulation of kinase activity; multicellular organism development; protein phosphorylation
Cellular component (GO): plasma membrane; signaling receptor complex
Molecular function (GO): transmembrane receptor protein tyrosine kinase activity; ATP binding
Source: RefSeq, a predicted model, not a curated record
CGUUAACGGAAGAACAACGCCGUGUAGUUCAUUCAGCAUAAUGAUAUAACAGGACGGAACUGAAUUACAGCUCCAGGAUAUGGCGACAGGUAUACCAGUAUGAUAGUUUAUAGAACAUCCUGGUUGGAUUAAAAAUGCUACUUCUUAAAGUCACCCUACAAUGAGACAAUCUAACGCGAUCCGCCGCUGCUAAAUAUAGGCGUCAACAUACACAGGUAGAAGAAAACGUGAAAGGAUACCUGGGCAUACCUGUACCUCCAUUGCUCCAUCGAAGAAACUGCGUACUUCAGUACUUUAAUGUGCAGUUUAGAAACGAUCGUGAAUUAUUUAUAUAAACACGACAUUCCGUGGCGUCACAGACAGUCUAAGGGAUCUACGAAGGCCAGUACCAUCAACACGUUUCAUCUGGAUAUCAUCUGGAUAUCAAAGGAUCUAAUGCGGUGAAAGUCGAAAAAUAAUUCAAAUAAUCAAUAACCAGACGGAUGGCAAUAGAAAAAAUGACAAAACUGGCUUGGUGGUUAUUAUCGCUGCAAUUGCUCAUUGUGUCAGUAUCAGCGGGUUUGGUGAACGUGGCUCUUAAAAAGCCCAUCCGCGUUCUCCCGGAGAGCUCCACUUGCGGAAUGAACUCUACUGGAGAUUUAGCACACGCGUGUCUCGGAAACCAGUGCACACCAUUAAGCUGUCCAUCGCCGUGCACUUCUAGGUCUCAAGCGGAAACAGUUUUGUUGGAUAUCUCCAAGAGUGUGUCUCAAGCAAUACGUGAUGGGCGCUGUUCACAAGCCCCAAAUCAAGGCAGCAUUCAAACGAACAGGCAGCAUUUGAUUUUUGACGGGAAUAACGCCUGUAGAGUUUCCCCUUAACGGCACCUUGCCAUCCUUCGUGAAUGACGAGCUUUCCGUCUCCAUGUGGGUGAAACACGGAUUUACAAUAAACUCACUACAGCGUGAAGUAGUAUUGCUGAACGCGUUUCAAAACAUACCAGGCGAUUCUUCGAAAAUGAUGUUUGCCAUAUCUUUAGUUCACAACGGAAAUGAACAUGUUCUUGCCUUGAAGCUUCGGGACUUAAAUGGUGCAACCACUACUGGUUAUUUUAGACCUGCCAUCCAACCAUUAGAAUGGACUCACGUGGCCUUACAGGGUUAUUCCGGGAUUUACUCCAUUUUCAUGAAUGGUACGGUAGCUUCCCCACGACUUGAACGAGUGACACCGAGAACGUAUGCUGUUUAUAGCUACUUUUUUGAAGUAGGAAAUGUGGCAAAUUCAUCAAUCACGACAACCCCAAACUGGGAGAUGCGCGACGUGCAAGUGUACAACGCUACACUAACAAACAGAGAAAUCUACGCUUUGUACAAAAGCGCACCUGUAAAGGAGGUAGGACUGUACUAUCCAACCUGCCGCUGCCCCCCUGACUUUCCCGAAAUAACUGACGACAACACCAGUUUUUGUAAAGACAAUAGUGGGCAAAAUGAGAGAAUAGUCCCAAGGGUAAACUUCUCUGCACAUCUUCCCGAGUACGCUAAUGACGGUCGUUUGUCAACCUCUUGGGUAUCUGCCGGCAGCAGCGAAGUUACACUGCAGAUAGACCUACUGGAUGAUUUCAUUGUAACAGAGAUGCUGUUUCGAUUUGUCAAUUGUCCCCGUGCUAUGACAGUUAUUGGGACAACAUGGGGGUUAGAUUUUCGGGAAACGUACGAUCCAGUAACGUGCGUCGACGGCACUUUCAGAAUAAGUGUGUACAAUAUGUCAAAGUCCAUACAGGAUUCCUUCACACGAUGGCAAUACAGAAUGAUGAAACACGUUUCUUUUUACUUCACCAAACCAGACAGUUAUCAGGGACGACACACACCCGUUGGAAUAUAUGAAGUUGAUAUUUUGGGAGAAUGUAACUGCUUUGGCCACGCCAGUAGUUGUGAUGCCAGCGUGCUGCCGUACACAUGUCAGUGCCAGGACAACACUGAAGGCUCUGCCCAGCACUGUGACAGCUGUGUUGAUGGGUUCUACAGACAAUCUGGGGGUCGUAUCCCUAAUUAUCUGUUGCCGUGUGUACCAUGUGGGUGCCACCCGGAUGGCACAGAACCUGGGACAACAUGUUCUAAAGUUGGAGGUGCGUGUGCCUGUAAAGCCAAUGUCCAUGGAGACAAGUGUGACACCUGUAGGACAGGGUUCUAUGGCCUCAGUUCAGCACACGCAGAUGGUUGUAUCCCUUGUAACUGUCACCCUGCAGGAACAGUUAGUCAACAAAUAAAUGUAUGCCACAAUGUGACUGGGAAAUGCCAGUGUAAGGAAACAACUNAAUUUAAAGAAAGGAGCAAGUUUUCAGUGUCCUCUGAAACUAAGGGUACAAAUGUUGGAGGUGUAUGUACCUGUAAAGCCAAUGUCCAUGGAGACAAGUGUGACACCUGUAAGGCAGGGUUCUAUGGCCUCAGUACAUCACACGCAGAUGGCUGUAUCCCUUGUAACUGUCACCCUGAAGGAACAGUUAGUCAACAAAUAAAUGCAUGCCACAAUGUGACUGGGAAAUGCCAGUGUAAGGAAACAACUUACAGAGAGUCAGCUGGACGAAACUGUGAGCCUUUCCUCAUUAACUCGCCACUGGAGCCAAGUUAUGGUCCAAAGUCUGGUGGUCCACGCAUAGCAUUGCAAGGGGGAUACCUCCAAAAUGUUACUGUCUUAUUUGGGACAAAAUCUUGCAUUAUUGAGAACCAAACUGAUACCUUCAUUCUUAUGAGGCCACCUUUGAGUAAUGAAAGCAUCAGUGUUUCAGUGAAGAUUUAUUCUAAUCUGACCAAUCCACCAUCAGAAAAACAAAUUGGAGAAUACACAUACAGACCUGAUCCUGUUUUAGAGAGCAUCGAGCCAACAAAAACCAUCUUAAGAGGUGGUAUACCAUUGACCAUGAUAGGAAGGCACAUGGAUUCUUCUGCCCAGACAUUUAUGUUGGUAUACAUUGUCUAUCAAGACAAACUUGACCAGAGCCUCAUAUCCAUUUUGUGCAAAUUGGAGGAAAACAGCAAGACCAGGUUGAUAUGUCCUACUCCACACAUCACCCUGCCACCAGAGUAUACCAGCAGACAAGUGGACAACCCAGACGGACUCCUCAAUGAGCAAGGAGUUCUCCAGUUUUACCUUGGAUUACAGUUUGAGACAUAUUAUAAAUAUGCCAAUAUCAGUGCUGAACUUGUGAGCUAUGGCAUGUUGCAAGUGUAUCAAGAUCCCGUGAUCCAUACAUUUUCAGAGCCUAACCAGUUGAAACCUUUUGACUAUAAAACUCGUCCACAGAUUGAUAUAAAGGGAGAGAGGCUAACAUCAGGAGCAAAUACCAAUCACUACAUGGUUCAAGUAGGCCAGAGUGGCAGAUGUACCAUAGCUGAUGUCACCUCAAACCAGCUAACCUGCUCACCUCCUACAUCAAAACCUGUAUUGGGAAAUGUCAUUGGACAUAACAACUCACCACGUGUGUUGGUGACAGUUGGAUAUCUAAAUUUCACAGCAGGCUACUUAGACUACCCUGCAGAAGACAGUUUACUAUGGCCUAUUGUAGGUGCGGCUGUAGGAGCAUUUGUGCUCAUUGUUGUUAUUAUUGUGGUGCUGGUGUUAGUGAGGCGCAAACAAAGACAGAGGCGUCGUGCAAAAAAACAAAUGGUGCACUUCAAUACUUAUGACAGAAGAGUAAAUAUGUCACCCCCUGAAGUUCCAACAGCUGACAGAAGUGAACCCUUGCUGUCCAAGUCUACUCAAGAACAGUUGAGUGCCCAUAGGAUUAAUAUUGCCAGAAUACAGCUUUCAAUUGUUAUAGGACAAGGUCAGUUUGGCAGAGUUUAUGAGGGGCAACUCUUGGAUGAGAACUUGAAAAACCCUACAAAAGUUGCAAUUAAAACAUUGAAAGGACACAGCCACACAUUAGAGCAACUGGAGGAGUUUUUGCAAGAAGCUAUAAUUAUGAAAGAUUUCCACCAUAUCAACGUGCUGUCAUUGCAUGGAGUGGCAUUUGAUGAAGAGAAUGCCCUGGUUGUUCUACCUUACAUGCACUUUGGUGACCUGAAGUCAUACAUUGCUAAACCAGAGCAUGUUCUUAAUGUUGGGGACCUACUGCAUUUUGGGAUGCAAAUUGCAAAUGGAAUGGCAUAUCUUGCUGCACAUAAAUUUGUACAUAGAGAUUUAGCUGCAAGAAAUUGCAUGAUAAAUGCUUAUUACAUCACAAAGAUUGCAGACUUUGGCCUGUCUCGUGACAUUUUUGUGAAAGACUAUUAUAGGAUGGAUGACCAGGGCAAGCACCCUCUCCCUGUGAAGUGGAUGGCACUGGAGAGUCUGACAGAGGGAAAAUACUCUACACAGUCAGAUGUGUGGUCAUUUGGCAUAGUGCUUAAUGAAUUGUUAACAAGAGGGAAAACACCUUACCCACAUGUGGACAAUUAUGAGAUAAAGAAUUACAUUGCAUCAGGGAGAAGGCUUGAUCCACCAGAUUAUUGCCCAGAUGAAGUGCGUGAAUUGAUGCUGAAGUGUUGGGCAGCAGACCCAGAUGACAGGCCAACAUUUACCCUGUUAUCAAACAGACUACAGGAGAUACUGGUGGACCAGGAGACUUGCAAUGAUUACAGUGGUUAUCUUGCCAUGGCGUCUGCUGUUCAAGAGGAAGCUUACGUGAACUCUGGUUCAAGCUCCUCUGGUUAUCUUAGUGUGGAUGUUACACAGACCCUGCCAGAACCACAUGAAAAUCACUACUAUAAUGCAAAGAUGACAAGCUUUGGCAAGAUUCCUCACUGAACUUAUACCCCUUUAGAGCACAUGCAUUAUGAAACACAUUCUCAGAUAGCUAUCAAAAGAGAAAAGAGAAUCAUUUUAAUGGAAGAACAUUUUAUCCAGUCCAUCACCCCCAUUUAAACAUCCCAGAUUUGGGGCAAU